Phoenix dactylifera (date palm) is the source of this 780-nucleotide messenger RNA. NCBI's taxonomy places the organism in Eukaryota, Viridiplantae, Streptophyta, Magnoliopsida, Arecales, Arecaceae. The record is from RefSeq and is a predicted model, not a curated record.
AUGGAAGAGAGAACAGACCUGACCAGCGUCAGCCUACCCAUCAUAGAAAGUGAUGAGGCCCUCCAGCCCUCAAGUCUGCUCUGCAUCCUCUGCACCAAAGUAGAGCACUCCGCCACUCGCAAUCUCCUCCCAGUGAUGGGGACCCCAAGAUUGAUCCUCUGUCCGGACGCCCCACAGUACUCAGUCAAUACUCUCUGGAGAGCUCGUGCAUCCCUCACCCUUGCCCUGGCAAGUAGCAGGCAAUCAUCUGCAAAAAGCAAAUGUUCGUUGGCACUUUUUGUGAAGCUAUCCCCUGAUUGCAAGAAGACUUGGACUGGCUUUUCAAAAGAAGCCUUGCAUGACAUCAUCAACUUCAUUAGACUAGCUGUUCCAUCAGCGGUGAUGGUUUGCUUGGAAUUGUGGUCAGUCGAAUUGGUUGUACUUCUUUCUGGUCUUCUUCCAAAUCCACAGCUAGAGACAUCAGUGUUGUCAAUCAGCCUCAACACUAUCUCAAUAGUAUUCAUGGUUCCUUUCGGCUGCGGUGCUGCAGUAAGCACACGCGUUUCCAAUGAACUUGGGGCUGGGCGUCCACAAGCUGCUCGGUUAGCAGUACGUGUGGUGGUGUUUAUGGCCAUUGCACAAGGCUUGGUUGUAGGAUCGACCAUGGUCUUUGUGCGCAAGCUCUGGGGGUAUGCAUAUAGCAAUGAAGAGGAAGUGGUGAACUACGUGGCAGUUAUGAUGCCAAUUCUUGCAGCCUCCAACAUCAUGGAUGGGGUGCAAUGCGUGCUCUCAGGUACAUAA